Molecule: messenger RNA, 8366 nt
Organism: Scophthalmus maximus (turbot)
Lineage: Eukaryota; Metazoa; Chordata; Actinopteri; Pleuronectiformes; Scophthalmidae
Gene: znf827
Product: zinc finger protein 827
Exons: 14
Coding region: 320-4852 (1510 amino acids)
Biological process (GO): regulation of gene expression
Cellular component (GO): nucleus
Source: RefSeq, a predicted model, not a curated record
GUGUGUGUGUGCGCGCCCGGGCGCGCGUGUGCUCUGCUGUUGCUGCCCUUUGAUCCCUGCAUUAGUGUUAGUUAGGGGCUCGCAGACACACUUGCACCGAGAGCAGCCACAGUCAAGACACGGCAACAACAACAGCGGCGCCUCCUCCGCCGCCGCCGCCUGUGUUCGCGGUCCCCCCCAACAACACUCUUUAAAGCGAGCAGAGCCAGGUGCACGACCGAGCGCCUGCCAUCACUGGCGCCUCCGGUCUCAAUGGGAACAACCGUUUUUUCUUCUUAUCCCCAAACAAGGACGAGAAUGUGAUUAAAACCGGGGGAAAAUGCCAAGGAGGAAGCAGGAGCAACCCAAGCGCCUGCCUUCACAUGUGGACAGCAAUGAGGAAGGAGGGCCAGACGGCGAUGCUGUGGAGGACGAGGCCUGGUUUGGGAAUGCUUCUGACACACGCUCAGAGUCGUCGUCCUAUGGGGACACCCAGGAUGAGCUCCUCCUGCCCAGGGGCUCCUCUCCGGAUGAACAACAUGGGUCCGCGGACCACGAUACCUGUGGAGGUGAGCGCUCACUGGGUUGUCCCACACCUGUCCAUCGUGCCUCUUUGGAACUUCUUGGACUGGAUGGAGGUGCAUUCUCAGCCCAGGACACGCUCUCCUCUGUCGUAUCAUCACUGUAUGGCGAGGCAGCGUCUCGUGCCCUGGGAAAACCCCUCAGCAGUAAUCUACGACGCCUCCUAGAGGCUGGGUCGCUGAAACUUGACACUGGGGAGCUGCUGGGUCGGUCAUCCAGGGGAGGCGCUGGAGGGGAGUCUCCUCCAAUCGGUCUAGCCCCACCAUUGACCCUCUCGCCGUCUUCCCACCAUGCCCACCAGUUAAGUGCUCUUGCCCGAAAACUGGCCAAUAACAACAACAACAGCGGCUCAGCCUCACCAGCCUCCUUGGCACCCUCGGUCACCAACAUUAAGCAAGAGCCUCUUGAUCCCUUUAACUCUGUCACCCCUAGCAAUGGCAGUGGGUUUGUAUGGGCAGGUGUUGCAGAAAAGUGGCCGCCGGCCAGCUGCACCACGCCCUGCGGCUCCAGCCUGUCCCCGGACUCUGCAAUCCAGAAGUUAAAAGCGGCAGCUAAUGCUGUACUUCAAGACAAGAAUGCCGUGGCCGCCUCCUCAACAACUUCUUCCUCCUCCUCCACCUCGGCCUCAUCCGCAGCGCCCGCCCUCGGAGGGGGUGGUCGAGGAGACGAUGUGGUCCGCUUUGAUGCCUUCAACUCCCCGUUUAGCCCACAGUCGGCUAGCUCCACCCUCGCUGCACUCUCCAAGAAAGUCAGUGAGCGGAGCCAAGCCUCGUCGACAGCAAGCGCUGCUACCGACCACCAAGCCUCAGCAAGUUCCUUUCUUUCACUCGUGUCAAUGACAUCCUCCGCUGCCUUGCUCAAAGAGGUGGCAGCCAGGGCAGCAGGAAACCUGCUGGCAGAGAAGAAGGAGGGUUCCCCCUUGGCGACUGCCGGAGUCCUCCAAGAGGAUGUGAAGCCCCUGCUGGACAAGAACCAGAAGACCCCCACACCCUCUACACCCACCCAGAGCCUAGAGUUGCUGUUGCCCUCUACUCCAAAGGUCAGAGGCAAACCCAGCAGCCAAGCAGGCUCUCCUGAGGAUGGUGGCAAACCAUUUCAGUGUCCUGUGUGUGGACUGGUCAUCAAACGCAAGAGCUACUGGAAGAGACACAUGGUCAUUCAUACGGGCUUAAAAAGCCACCAGUGUCCUCUGUGUCCCUUCCGCUGUGCUCGCAAAGACAAUCUCAAGUCCCACAUGAAGGUACAUCAGCACCAGGACCGGGGUGAGACGUUUCAAUGUGAACUUUGCCCCUUCACCUCCUCCCGUCACUUCAGCCUGAAGCUUCACAUGCGCUGCCACCAGCACUUCCCCCGCACAGACGUCAAGGUGAAAGAGGAGCUCACCACCGACACGGAGGGCGAGGGCUCCCUGAUGGGUGACAGCGGCUCCGCGGACCUGAGAGGGUUGGACGUGUCCCCGCUGCACUCAGACACUCAGCAGCCGACAUCUUCGCCCGUCGAGGCUUCCUCCAAUCAUGUCCACAUCAAGGAGGAGCCGCAGGAGAGAGACCUGUCUGUGCUCUCCCCCUUUAGCAUCUGCAGGGAUCGUCCCAGCAGCAGCGCAAACUCCCUGGACCUACCCGGAGUUGGAGUGGGGGUCAGAUCCAGUCCCAGUGGUCCAACCACGGCCUCCCUCUUCAGCCCUGACAUCACAACCAAGACGGCUACUGACCUGCUUAUGAAGCUCUCAGCGGCCAACCAGAGGGAGACGCUGAAGUCCCCGUUCCAUCUGAAGGAAGAGCCCAAUGUAGAAGAAGUGCUGAGCCCCAGACCGUCCUCUCAGAGCCAUGUCCAGCCAGGCUUCCCUGCGUCUUUCUGCCAGGACGGACCAACUGCAGCAGCUGCAGAGCGCCCAGGGCCACUGAAGCCAAGGGAAGGAAGCCCCAUGUCUAAGAACAGCCUCCUGAGCCAGGAUAUCAACGUUAAGGUGGCCUCUGAGCUGCUGAUGAAGCUUUCAGAGAACAACAAAGAUGCCCAGUACCAGAAGGUGAAAGUGAAGGCAGAGCCCAUGGAGGUGGACCCGCCCCCCGCCGAACUCACCCCACCUGCCUCCCACCUGCUGGCCUUCAGCACUUUAGGGGCAAGUGAGAAGAGUGAGCCAAUGAGUAACCUCCCCGAGACGUUGGCCCGUCCCCAGAAAGAUCUCUUCUCCCAGGACAUAUCGGUCAAAAUGGCCUCCGAGCUACUGUUCAAAUUGUCAGAAAAAGUCAGCAAAGCUAACAACCACAAAGACAGUAACAUGGUGGGAAUAAACAGUCCGUUCCUGGAUGAGUGCUUCAGACAAUCACCCUUUAACUUGCGCUCCAAGAGCUCUUCCCCCGCAGAGGCCAGCUCCUCCACCAGGGCAGGAUUCCAUGACUCAGAAAAGGACGAUGGGGAGCCAGGGAACGGGAUCGCCCAGUGGAGACUAAAUGAACAGCUCUUUCCCUGUCCGGUCUGUGGCAAGGUGUUCGGUAGACAGCAGACUCUUUCUAGACAUCUGUCUCUACACACAGAGGAGAGGAAGUACAAGUGUCACCUGUGUCCUUACGCAGCCAAGUGCAGGGCUAACCUCAAUCAGCACCUGACCAUCCACUCCGUCAAGCUGGUCAACACGGACGCUGAGCAGAUAGUCAACGCUGUUACAGCCGACUCUGCCGAGCGCAAGAACUGCCCCUACUACUACAGCUGCCAUGUGUGUGGUUUCCAGACGGAGCUGAACGCCCAGUUCGUCAGCCACAUGUCGCUCCAUGUGGACAAGGAGCAGUGGAUGUUCUCUCUCUGCUGCAGCGUCUGCGACUACGUCUGCAUGGAGGAGAACGACAUGAAGAAUCACAUAAGUACUGGACACGCAGGUCUGAACUCAAGGAGUCCCCUCAGCGAGACCAAGAGCACCUCCUCGUCCCUCUCGGCCCUCAGCGAUUCACUCAACAGCUCGGAGGGAGGAGACCUCGCCCACGCUAACGAAGAACUCAAGAGCCUGCUCGCCCCGCCCUCCUCUGCAGGCAGCCAGUCCAGCUCCGGAAGCCACUCGGGAUCAGGAACUGAGGACAAGUCGGACAAAGGCUUCGAGUGUGUCUUCUGCAACUUUGUGUGCAAGACGCGCAGCAUGUACGAGCGCCACCUCCAGAUCCACCUCAUCACGCGGAUGUUUGAGUGCGACGUCUGCCACAAGUUCCUCAAGACGCCUGAGCAGCUGCUGGAGCACAAGAAGUGCCACACCGUCCCCUCCGGAGGGCUCAAGUGCCCUUUCUGCAUCUACUCCACCAAUCGUCCAGCGGCCAUGGAGUGCCACCUCAAGACGCACUGUAAGAUGGAGUACCGCUGCCGCAUCUGCCAGGGACUGUGGCCCGACCAGGCCUCAUUGGAGGCCCACAUGCGCGGGCACCGCCUGGGCAACCACUACAAGUGUGAGCAGUGUGGCUACUUGUCCAAGACGGCCAAUAAGCUGAUCGAGCAUGUGCGUGUGCACACUGGCGAGCGGCCCUUCCACUGCGACCGCUGCUCUUAUAGCUGCAAGCGCAAGGACAACCUGAACCUGCACAAGAGGCUGAAGCACGCGCCGCGCCAGACUUUCGGCUGCCGAGAGUGCCCUUUCACCACCACUCACCCUUUUGUCUUCAGCCGCCACCUCAAGAAACACCAGAGUGGAGGAGCGGGGGGACUGGACGAAGGCUUAGGAGGAGGAGGAGGAGAUGAGGAGGAGGAGGAAGAAGAUGAGGAGGAGGGCGGAGAGGAGGAGCUGCCUUUCGAGGGAACAUCGCCAGGGGGUUCGUCGCUGCGGAAGAGCGGGGAGAAGUUCCUGUUCGGCGGAGGAGGAGGAAGCAGUGGAGGGAGUGGGAGUAACAGCCCCCUCAUGAGUCUAACAGCAUCCCAGGCGCUCCAGUCAGUCGCCCUGUCGUUCACACUGGGCAAGUCCAACCAGUCGGACCCCAGGGGUCCUCUGCGCUGCUUGGUCGGCGCCAACGGCAACGACGCCACCAGAAACCCCAGCGGCGGUCCCUCCCUCUUCCUCCCCGCCCCCCGCCACGUGUUCGAGCAGUACAGCACCUGCGACCGGGCGCACCUGAUCCCCCUCACCACCCUGUUCACCCACAACAGCCGCUUCACAUUCCACUCGGACCUCCACUCCAGAUGGCGGCCCGCCACAUCUCCGCUCCUCUUCUCCUCCUCCAACUCAGCCCGCCACUCCCGCUCUUCCCCCUCACCCUCCUCCCACAAACACUCCUUCCUGGCCUACCUGGGACUGAUGGAGAGGGCCAAGACUGUUUGACCUCGUCCUCUCCUCACUCGUUCCCUCACUCCUCGGGACGGUGGUGCGAAUGACACUUGACCACUUGCAGUGGGGGCAACAUCUUUUCCAAUCAGACCAGCAGAAUAAGCUGGACAAACAUAUUGAAGAAAAGAAAGAAAAAAGAAAAAAACAUUUAUAAGAGAAAAAGGCUGUACAUGCUAAAAAUGCAUUUAUAUCAAAAAGCUGCUUUUCUUAUGAGUUCUAUCGAUUGAAUUAUUACUACUUCAACUACUACUCUCUAUUACCUUUUGUUUUCUGCUUUUAAAAGUCAGAAUGACCUGGACCCAGUUUCGUUACCUAAGGAAACUAACGUAUCUCAGUUUUAUAGAUAUUUUUCUUUAGUCGUUUGAUGAGAUAAAAAAGACGAAACAAAACUUGCAAGUGCUACAUUUUAGUGCAUUUUUGUCUAUUGCUAUUAUGCAUCGAAAGAGCAUGCCCGUUUUGUGUGUUUCAACUAGCUUUUUCGUCAUUAGGAAGCUAAAUUGGAGAUAUCCUGAAGUGUUAGCGGUGCGACAGAACCAAUGAAACGGCAUGCUUUUCAUUGAAAAAGGCACGUUUCCAAAGCAACGCCUCAAACCACGCACUUACCUUAUUUAUCAAUCUUGUACAUAGUUUUGUAGCCCCUCCCCUUCCCAUCUUUUUGAGUUCUGUUGGUCUUUUGUAUAAUGGUGAAACCAUAUUAUGCAUCGCUGCUGCCUGAUUUCACUUCUGUCUCAGAAUAAAUGUUAUUUAAAUGGGUUACUAGCUAAUUUAAAAUUUUGUGUGUAAGCUGCGUAGAACAGGAAAAUAAGCUGUGACAAUGUAAAUAUUCAAAUCAUGCGAAUUGAAUAUAUUCAAAAUGACCCGAACACGACGAGAAACAUACAUUCAAUUCUAACCGUUUUUUGAUUUGAAUAUAAAUGUAGAAUCACAAGCAAGAGAAAAUCCUCCAGACGACGGAUGUGUGGCCGACCAGACGGAAAAUAUUCAUUUGCUUCUGAGACCAAGUGGAGAUCAGCAGCAGUUUCACAUGCAGAACUAUGUGUCACGCACCUGUACGUAGAAGAGGUAUAUGAGAUAACUGUUUUCGUGGAGGUGACCAAGCUCUGGGUAGGCGAGCCUCCCCGCAGCCGGGGUCACCACAGGCCGAUUCAAUGGUGCUUUUUGGAGCUUUUUGUAAUUUUUGUGUACAAAAAAAAGAAGAAAAAAAACCUGUUCCAAAAUGACUUGAAUGAAUGUAUUUUUUGUUUUAUGUACAUGAAUAAGAGGCGAUGCAGAGGUGUGAACAGGCGUGUCUUCUGUGCUGGCAGAGGCGGGAACGUUUCGAGUGUUUGGUGGCCUUCUGUGUCUUUUUCUUUUGUUUUAUUAUUUUGUUUUGUUCAUUUUUUUUAAAAAAACUUUUUUUACUGAGCCUUUUACAUCAUAAUAAAAUGUUUUUCUACUAACAUUCAUAGAGCACCUAUCGGGAUAAAGAGCUCCUUCGGGUGCAAUGCUGAAGCGAAGCCCUUCACAUGUACAGCGUUGUGUUCAAUGGCACUGGCUUCAGUCAGAGUGGCUGACAUGGUACUGCUUCUUACCCUCCCUCCCUCCCUCCCGUCAACCUUUUGAGUUUUUAAUUGCACUUAAUGUAGUCACACUUCAAGCCAAAAGCACUUAAUCCUUUAUUUUCCUUCUUUUUUUUUUUUUAUAAAGUGCAAACUUAGAACCACCAUGUUACCGUAAUGUAAAGACAGUAGUUGCUGGAAAUGACUCAAUCAAACAUCCCUUAGUUUCACGCAGAGGCAUUUCUAGCCGUGCAGAAGCGUUCGCCUCCGUCCGGAGACGACCCCGAGGCUCAGCUGAGGAAAAAAGAGAAGGGGGGUGUGAAUCUGUGCGACCUCUGACUACAGAGAAUAAGGAUUGGAGCAUUUUUACGCAGCCGCAUUCCGCAAACUGAGUCCAAUUUAUCUUGAUUUAAAGGUACAUUUUAUGCUAUAUUGCGAGUGGCUGCAUUGGACAGUUUCACAGUUGUCCCCAUGGGCCGUUGAAUUCCAUUGUGCUUUUCACUCCAAAACCGGAAGAAAAGAGGUUAUUUAAAUCCUUAAUCUUUCCCUCAGCUGACCCCGGGGGGAUUGAGGCGCCGUAGCCUCCGUGGAACAUCGGAGAAAGUAAAUUAAUACAAAUUGCAUGAAUUAGACAGUAGAGGUUGAGAUCUCCCUGGGAAUUUAAAGUCCCAGGCUAAAUUGUGAUAGCCAAUUUUGCACAGUGCUGCACUUUGUGAUCAUGAGAAUAUGUAUUUAUCCAUAAAAUACUCGAAGAAAAAAAAGUAUGUUUUGUGAGAUGGGGCAGCAUAGUACAGGCGUUUUAUUUUUGAAAAAGCUUUACCCGUUAUCGAUCGUGCUUGUGUUCCUAAGUGGUCUUCAAGCCGAAAUCCCUUAUUUGUAAAGGGAUUGUUUUGUUCUUUUCUUUGUCGUUUCUAUUUGUCUAUUUUACUCAUGCAUUUUUCUUUGAAUCAUUGUUGCUUUUUGUAAUUAUUUUUCUACUUAAAUCAUGUCAGGAAAUUUCAAAAGAAAUGUUGAUUGGACAGGAAACAUGAAUUGUCAAGACCAAAAUGCAACUCGCCGCAGGAUGUGAUGUUAGGAUUGAAUCCGUCACGUCCUGCUCCGGAGCCAUGCCGCGAUUGUCUCCCUCGUUUUACACUGCUGUUUUGAUUGCUCCUGUUUUUCUUUUGCUCCGCCGACGCCUGGCACAGUGUCGUCUCCGGAGCGAGGGAAGCAUCCCCUCCAGCACACACGCGCUCCUUGUACUAUCUGUGUUAUCGUUUAUACUCUAGUGCCACUUGGUGGAUGGAAACCACCUGAGACUUCUGAGAAUGAGUCAAACUAAUUGUCAGGGUCCAAAAGAAGAAAGCUGAAGAGGAGAGACGAGAAAAAAAGAAUGUGUCCGCUCUCUUGACACCUUUCUAAAAAUGUCUGCCUUUUGAUAAACGUAAUCAUGAAUGGCCCCCCCCCCCCCCCCCCAGUUUGAGUGUUAUGUUUAAAAAAAUUGUUUCCACUUAUUGUUUAUUUUUUUGCCCAAUCGUAAGCAGCACAGUGACUUCUUUCUAAAAGCUCGACUACCUUUUCGGCACUUCAGAGUAUGCAUGACAUUGCCCCUCGCUCUAGUUCCUCAGCACUUGAUUGUGUUUUCAAACUAACUCCCUCAGUUGCAUUUAGUCAGCAUCGGCCUGCACUGUCCUACAAUCAGUUCGCUUUACGUUCGGCUGCAACUUUAUGAGUAGAAAAGGCUCAACUCUCUUAUCAUUUGGCACUUCGUUAAAGAUUGGUAUGUGCUGUAUAAAGCUUUUUUUUAUUACUCCAUUGUUAAGGCUGUACAGGGUUGUGACGAUAAACUGGUAAAUAGAUCAUUUGUACCUUUUUCUUUUUUUUUUGGUUUUGUAUCGUUUUUUGGUUGUUUUUUUUGGCAUUAUUUUAUGUUCAACUUGCCAGAUUCUAAAUGUAACAGGAUUUGAAAGUAAAGCUUACAUCAGAUAUUA